GCUCUGGGUGACUACUGCCGCAACGCAGAGCAGUUUCAAGUACAGUUAAGAGUCGUAUAUUCUUUUGAUUCGAGAGAGACUCCUUCGUGGUGUUGGCGGCAUGGUCACCCUUUUCCAAGGGGAAGGGGGAGCUGAUCUGCGGAUGGUGAAGGUCGAGCGAAUGGAGUGUGGGAGAUGCAAGCUGAAAGGGUGGGCGGGAGACGAUUUCCAGGAGGACGGCGUGUUCAACUACAACGGCAGCCUUGUUGUAGAACUGCGAGUCCUCUACCGAAUCCGCGAGGCUGUUUGUGCCGGUACUCCGGCAUCUACCUGGGUGAAAACUUUUCUGCGGCCCCUGCUGGACAACAUCGAAUGGCUGGACGCAUCAGAAACAAACAGCUGGUUGGGUUCACGGUGA
Ectocarpus sp. CCAP 1310/34 is the source of this 397-nucleotide messenger RNA. NCBI's taxonomy places the organism in Eukaryota, Phaeophyceae, Ectocarpales, Ectocarpaceae. The record is from the annotation of a GenBank genome assembly.